Molecule: messenger RNA, 267 nt
Organism: Odobenus rosmarus divergens (Pacific walrus)
Lineage: Eukaryota; Metazoa; Chordata; Mammalia; Carnivora; Odobenidae
Product: sperm-associated acrosin inhibitor-like
Exons: 4
Coding region: 1-267 (88 amino acids)
Source: RefSeq, a predicted model, not a curated record
AUGUCUUUCUUCUUGACAUGGAUCAAAGCUAUUUUUAUCAUUGCCUUGGCAUUUCCUCAUUAUUCUGAAACUUCUUUUGAACCUUUACCAGAAAUUCGUCAAGUGCCAAGCUGUGAUGUGUAUAUACAUCAAUCACAUUUUUGCACAAGAGAAAAGGAUCCAGUCUGUGCAACCAAUGGCCAAACUUAUUCCAAUACAUGCGUUUUCUGCAGUGAACAAUUUGAAAGUGGUGGAGCAUUUGAGUUUGGUUAUUAUGGUAGAUGCUGA